Molecule: messenger RNA, 1466 nt
Organism: Dacryopinax primogenitus
Lineage: Eukaryota; Fungi; Basidiomycota; Dacrymycetes; Dacrymycetales; Dacrymycetaceae
Product: SMAD/FHA domain-containing protein
Exons: 5
Coding region: 401-1063 (220 amino acids)
Biological process (GO): mRNA splicing, via spliceosome; maintenance of RNA location
Cellular component (GO): nucleus
Molecular function (GO): mRNA binding; protein binding
Source: RefSeq, a predicted model, not a curated record
CUCUCCUUCUCCUAGGCGAACAAAAGUCCGUGAAGGGGAUCGCGACUCCCAAGAAGGGGAACGGGAACGGGAACGGGAACGGGAACGAGAGAGGGAGCGGGAACGAGAACGAGAGAGGGAGCGGGAGCGGGAGUAUGACAGAGGACGAGAGCUGCGUGUUAAGCAGGAAGAGGAGAGGUAUAAGAGGGUGAAAGAGGAGGAGAAGGAUGAAGAUCAUGAUCGGGAUCGGGAUCGGGAUUGGCGCAGGACGAGAGAGCGAGAUGGGGAUAGGCCGCGUGAACGAGAACGAGAACGAGAACGAGAACGGGAUCAUGAUCGUGAUCGUGAUAGGGAACGGGAUAGGGACCGGGAACGGGAGGACAGAGAGAGUGAGAGGUACAAAGACGGCCGACCUGGUCGUAUGAGGGAUGACCGCGCUUAUCGGCGGCGAGACGAACAGGACCGGAAGCAGGAUCGUGCCCGAAGUUCCCGCUCUCCCCCUGCGCGGCGCCGCCCUUCCCCUCCAGCAGCCUUCCCCCCCUCCAGUCGCGCACGUUCCCCCUUCCCCCCCUCCAAUCACCCCCGUUCCCCCUCCCCCCCAGCAGCCGCCAACCCCCAGUCCCUCCCAAACUUCGCCCCCUCCGGCGCCCUAGCCGCAGAAACCAACACCAUGCACGGCGUCCUCCUCAAGUAUAACGAACCCCCCGAAGCUCGCAGGCCGGAAGUGGGCUGGAGGCUGUAUGUGUUCAAGCAUGAUGUGCAGGUGGAGAUGUUAAGUAUUGGGAGGCAGUCGGCGUAUUUGGUAGGCAGGGAUCGGGUGGUAUCGGAUAUCCCGAUCGACCACCCCUCCUGCUCAAAACAACACGCAGUAAUCCAAUACCGAUGCAUAACAUCCAAGAACCCAUAUGGAGAUUCCCAAUCUACAGUCAAACCGUUCAUAAUCGAUUUGGAUUCUACGAAUGGGACGUUUGUGAAUGGACAGGAGGUGCCGAAGAGCCGGUUUUAUGAGUUGAAGGAGAAGGAUGUGAUCCGAUUCGGGCAGAGUACGAGAGAGUACGUCUUAUUACACGAUGAGGCAGCGUAGCGCGUAUCCGUACCCGUAUGAGACCCGUCCUGCGAGGCGCUCGAACGGGAGGUAGGGUAAGUGGGAGGUGAUGGAUUACCAGCUGGAAGGAUUGUAACCAAAAGCGGGUUAUCUCUGCACGGGGCAAGUAGGAUCAUGCAUUUGCGGUCAUGCGAAAGGAGAAGCGCGUGAAACGAUCGAAAAGAUGAGCAAUAUAAACGUGUCCUGCGCUCAUUUGUUCAGCAAUACAGUACGCACGGAGUGCUGGCCUAAUCGACCGAAUAUGAACCGCAAUCCCUGGCGGUUCGUUGUACCUUGGCGAUGGGUGGUACGCUUAGGAUCUGGCAGGUGUGGGUGCUUACAGUACCGCCUGUUAGGGUACUGCUUGAGCGUCUAUCAUCCAUCAUUCACCAUCUUCUCAACC